This is a messenger RNA of Fraxinus pennsylvanica, 1266 nucleotides long. The record is from the annotation of a GenBank genome assembly. Lineage: Eukaryota; Viridiplantae; Streptophyta; Magnoliopsida; Lamiales; Oleaceae.
AUGGCUCAAGACGAGAAUGGAAAUGGCGGAGAGACGGCCAUUAAUGAAGCGAUAAAGCUGAUGAGUCAGGGCAGGAGAUAUGCAUCAUUAGAUGCUCAACAAAUAGAUAGUGUAACAAGAUCGAACAAGGAUGGUGCAAGACCAUCAAAAUUGAUUCUUAUCAACAACAUUCUUUUGUUUGGUAUAGAUGUGGAUUUGAUGAAGGAAAGAUUUGCUAAGCUUCUUUUGGGAGAAGACACGUCAGGAGGUGGAAAGGGUGUUUCUUCGGCUCUAGCUUUGUCCAACGCCAUCACAAAUCUUGCUUCUUCUGCUUUUGGAGAACAAUCGAAGUUAGAGCCGAUGUCUCCAGAGAAGAAGGCGAGGUGGAAAAAAGAGGUUGAAUGGCUUUUAUCUAUUACAGAUCACAUUCUUGAAUUUGUGGCUUCUCAACAGAAAUCCAAGGAUGGAACAUCUAUGGAGAUAAUGGUGACACAACAAAGAAGAGACCUCCUUAUGAACAUUCCAGCAUUGAGAAAGCUUGACACGAUGCUAAUUGUUCCUCCAAAUGGACUAUCUGAAGAAUCGCGACAAUUUCUACAAAAACAAAAGGAAGCUGUAAAUCAAGUGUUGAAAGCUUCCAUGGCAAUAAAUGCUCAAAUACUAUCGGAUAUGGAGAUCCCUGAGAACUAUAUUGAAUCCCUACCCAAGAAUGGUAGAUCAAGCCUCGGUGAUCUAAUCUACAAAAGCAUUACCGUUGAGUUCUUCGAUCCUCAACAGAUCCUUUCAACAAUGGACUUGUCACCAGAGCACAAAGUCCUUGACCUAAAGAACAGAAUUGAGGCAUCUAUUGUGAUAUGGGAAAGGAAGAUGCAACAUAAGGAUAUGAAAUCUGGGUGGGGUUCGGUCGUGAGUUUGGAGAAAAGAGAACUCUUUGAAGAACAAGCAGAAACAAUCUUACUUCUACUCAAACAUCAAUUCCCAGGACUUCCUCAAUCUUCACUUGACAUAAAUAAAAUCCAAUAUAACAAGGACGUAGGUCAUUCUAUCUUGGAGAGCUAUUCAAGGGUACUCGAAAGCUUGGCCAACACAGUGAUGUCCCGCAUUGAGGAUGUCCUUUACGCAGAUUCUUUAGCUCAAGAUCCAUUGCUCGCAGUAGUUACAUGGAAGCUUUCAAUGGAUUCCACCACAACAUCACCAACAUUGAGCAGCUUUCCAAGUACGGGAGAAGAGACAGAGAAAUUGAGCUCGACACCAACUUCAAUGAUAUUGUCUGAUUUCAUGGUUUAG